CCGGCCCACGCGCGGCACCUUCCACGUGGGAUUCCCCGCCCCGGCCUGGCCCGGCCCGCCGCGCCUCCGCUGGCCGCCCCGCCGCUCCCCAGGGCGCACGGGGCCGAGGCGGGGGCGGCGGUGAGGGCUCCCGGGGCGGCGGCGGCUGCGGCCCCGCGGCCGCCGCCUCCUCCUCCAUGCCGCCUGUUCUUUGUUACAGCGGCCGCGGCGCGCGGAGGGAGGGCGGUAGGGAGGGGGGCGAGGCGGGUCCGAGGCAAAACCCGGCGGAGCCGCUCCCGGAUCCCGGGCCAGGCCCUGCCGCUCGCCGGGCUCCUGGCGGCUGCCGCGCGGUCCCGCCGCUCAGCUCCCUCCGGCUGUGCCCGCGGCGGGCGCGGGGCCGCGCCCGGGCCUCACACACCCCCACGCGCACACUCGCAGGCGGGCCCCACGGCGCUGGGAGGCUCCGGCGGGCUUGGGCAGCCCCCGUGGCGGCUGCGAGACGAGCCGCUGGGGUUGUGUCACGGCGAGGGCGGGGGGUGCCCGGUAAAGCCGUUGGUCUAGGGAGGGCGCGUGGCCUGUGAGGGAAACGGCCGCGUUGGGACUCGCGCCCCGUUUCCCUCCCAGGCCCCGUGGCGGCGGUUGCCGAGGCGCUGGCUGUGGGAGCUCGGGGUGCCCCGGCGGGGCGCGGAUCCGCCUCGGGGAGGGCUAGGGGGGCGCGAUGCAGAGGUGGGAGGGUGCUGGGAGAAGGGAGCGGGUCGAUCACCGAGGAUGGGAACCGGCGUUUCGGGAAGAAGAUGUGGUGUGCUGGGUACAAGACUGAAGGAAGAGAAGCCCCAGUCUGCUUUGCUUCAUACACACAGAUUUUUUUCUGCAAUACGCUCGUUUUCUGCUCACAUUUGUUAAACUUGGCGUGUGUGUAAGUUCACCCUAGGCUGGGUGAACGUGGUGGCAGCAAGUGUUGGAAAGGGCAGGUGGCAUGAAUUCAACACCCACUCUGCCCCCCCUAACUAUACAGAAGUUGUUCCCCUUCUUUAUGAUAACUGACAGAGUGGUCAUAAUUUCUUAGAAAUACAAGGCCUCGCUGUAGUUUACAAGGUAUUGUGACAGAUAGUUUCCAACGACUUUGAGCAGUAGUGUGAACAAAUUAGACUUACACCAUGAAGAAAUAACAAAGGGUAGUUUUAAGUGCAUUCUGCUAGCACACAUGUAUUUCCAGUACCCAUCCACUUGUGUUUUCAAGUUACUUAUUCACAUUAGUAGAACCCCACUGUAGGAUUUUUAUGGAAAACUGAAGAAAGGGAAACUUCAAUUUUACUUUGGUUAUUAAAUUCAAGUACAGCUUGGGUUUAUCUCUUUCAUUAUUCUUUCCUAUUUUUUUUAAUCAGUUUGCAAGAUCAAACACAACUUGCCACAGGAGCCUAUAUUUUUUUUGUCAGCAGUUUAUAAGAGGAAAGUAUGCAUUUAUAUCAGGUCUUACAUUUUUUGAUAGCUUAUGGCUUGAGCGAUUCCCUGACAGUCAUGCUGCAUGUCAUGCUCUGCAAGCAAAUACCUGUGAAGCUGCAGCCCCUCAGUGUCUGCAUUUGGGUUCCCUCGAGUUUGAAAAGUAUUAGGAGGCCUGUGUUGCCACUGGAGUUUGUGUGCUUAGUUGUGGGCUCUACUCUCAGGUACAAAAAUCAUUCAGUUAACUAUACGAGCAGAAAUUUCUGGUUUUCUUCUCUUCUUCUGCAGUCAGAAUUAGGCUCUGUGCUUGUGAUCUAAUUUCUUCUGUGUAGGUUUUUGCCUGAUCGUUCACUGCUUAGAUCUUUCUGGCGACUAGUGACAGAACCCAAGGGAAUGUCAGGAAGAUGUGCCAGGGGAGGUUCAGGUUGGACAUGAGGAAAAGGUUCUUCCCCCAGAGGGUGCUGGAGCACUGGAACAGGCUCCCCAGGGCGGUGUCACGGCCCCAAGCCUGACAGUGUUCAAGAAGAGACUGGACAACACCCUCAGACACAUGGUGUGAACUGUGGGGUUGUCAUAUGCAGGGAUAGGAGAUGGACUCGAUGAUCCUUGUGGAUCCCUUCCAACUCAGAACAUUCUAUGAUUGAUCUCUGUUUUAUAUAAAAAUAUCUGGAAUUCCCAGAAGCUUUGAAGAUCUUUGCAAGAUAAGGACCUAAGUGUGUGUGGUAGGAAUAUCUGUCUCAUACAAAUGCUUGAGGAAAAAAGAAAAAGAGAAAAAUCAGACAUGGCCCAGAACAACAGCAGAUGAGGGCAAAAAACUCUGAAGUCUGUCUUCAGUCCCAUCAUGUCAGCUGGCAUGGCCCUUCUCACUUCUUGACUCUGUUUACCAGCUGGAGUGGGUGGUAUAAUGUCAUUUAUUUGAAAAAUUAUUGGGAAAUACAGUUGAGAUUUGUGCAGAGUUUUGAAGUCUAAGGGUGAGAAGAGUUACAUGUCUGCAAAUCAGAAUUGUUAAACCCAUUUUGGUGCAGUUCUUCCUUUCCUAGGCUUUCUGUAAAGUAGGAAGGGGGAAAAAAUACUACGCAGGAAGUUGUAACAAGGUGCAAAUAUUAAUGCAAGGUCGUCCUCUUUUUGGCACCUGUAUGUUAAGGUGUGAGCGUAUUUGAUACAUAAUAUGCUACUCAUUCCUGUUUAUUUUUGAGCAUAGCAGGUUAUUCUGCUCAGCAUAGGAAAGAUGGAUGAAGAAUGAGGAGGUUUGUGGGAAAUGAAAGUACUUGCUACAAAAAUGAGAGUUACACUAAUACAGAUAAUAAAUGAGAUGCAGUGUCCUUAUCAACUAUGUGAGGUGGGUUUGAGGGACCUUCCCAGUUUCUCCUGCCACCUUGAACAUUUAUGCCACUAUGGUUUCUCCGCCCCUUUGUUGCUAUUCUCAUCUGACGGCCCCUAGAACAAGACUGAUGCGGCUGCUUCUGUAAUGCCUCAUGUCAUCGGUCUGCUGUCUGUGCAGAAUGUGACACAGGAAGGUCGUAGAAGGCGAAUGCCUUUGAGGAGUAGGUCACACAGCGGUAUAGCUGGUCUUACUGCGCUGUGUCCUUCACGUAUUGGAACAUGCAGGUGUUGACCAAGAAGAGUAUUUGUUAAUUUCACCAUAUUUAGGAUUAAAGUCUUGUCAGGACACAAACUAUCUAAAAAUAACUGGACGUAGACCUCUUGGAAUAGCACAGAACAUCCACAAAAAGCAAAACCAUUUUUGACAUCAACCUAUGAUGCACUUUCUCUGGCUUGUUUUACAUGGUUAUACUCUUGGUUUGCCCUGAAUACCUGUUGUAUUGUUUACAGUGUUUUCAGGACAUUACCCAAACUCGUGCUCAGCAUUGGGCCUUUGUGUAAACAUUUAACUGUUUUGUUACAUAAGUUUAGUUCCCAAAAGCCAUAGCAGAGGAAGGCCCAGCUUGUGCCACAGAUGGGCAGUGCUGGCCCCUCGCUGGGGCAGCGGGUGUUAGGAGGGAUCGUGCUGUUGACACUCAGUGGAGUCAGGGAGGGCAGUGCUUGGGACAGGCUGUGGAGGAAUGCCAGGGUGCCCAGAUUCGGUGACCAAAAUCCUCCUGAAGUUGUUGCCCAGAUAACUGAGCAGCAGGAUCUCUCCUGCCGUGACCAAGAGCCCCAGCAACCAGGUGUACUUUUUUAUUCCCAUCAGUUGGAUGUGCUGGUUUUCCAUGCAGCACAUAUCUGUGUGGGGAUAGACUGUCCUUUGCUAAUUGGGAGUAGGCUAUGGAUUGGUGAAGAAACCUGUUGGCUGCUUCUAGUGGAAGCUUGGGGUGGAGCGGAGCAUGGGUGCAGCUGGCAGCUGCGCAUCAGACAUUGCUCCUUGGCACACAGGUGCUAUAGUGAUGUUAGGAGCAGACCUGGCACAAGUACAGAGUCCUUCCUGAGCCAGUGAUAAGGGUUGUGUGGGACAGGAGCUUCACUUGUGCUGAGAGGUCGGUAGAGCCUGUACCUGCACAGUAGCAGCUGCUGCUCUGGGCUCCAGCCUGAGACGUAUUUCCACUGCCCAGCCAGGCAGAGCUUGUGAAGCAUCGGUGUUCAGAGUAAACUCAUAAGAGGUUUAAAAAAUGGCUGAAGACAGCAGUGAUGAGCUUGUGUUUAUUUGGUGCGAGGACUGUGGGCAGUACCAUGACUCAGAGUGUCCUGAGCUGGGCCCAGUGGUGACAGUCAAAGAUUCCUUCGUAUUGAGCAGGGCAAGAUCAUCUCUGCCUUCUAAUUUGGAGAUAAGGCAACUGGAAGAUGGGACUGAAGGAGUGUUUGCUCUGACGCAGCUAGUGAAACGUACCCAGUUUGGCCCGUUUGAAUCCAGGAGAGUUGCAAAGCUGGAAAAAGAAUCAUUUUUUCCCCUGAAGGUGUUCCAGAAAGAUGGGCCUGUGGUGUAUUUUGACACCUCAAAUGAAGAUGAUUGCAACUGGAUGAUGAUGGUGCGACCAGCCACUGAAUAUGAGCAUCAAAACUUAACUGCCUUCCAGCAGGACAAUGAUAUUUACUUCACCACCUCCCGGGACAUCCCACCAGGAACUGAGCUGCGAGUGUGGUAUGCAGCUUUUUACGCCAAAAAAAUGGAAAAGCCAAUGCUGAAGCAGGUCACUAGUGUUGCCAAUGAUGUGUGCUUGGUAGUAAUGGAAUCUGAUAAAGAGGGGAACAAAAUCUCUUCAAAACCCUCGUCUGCUGUCUUCCCCCAUAAAAAAAUGAAGAAAUCCAACAUACCAGCAGCUGAUCCAGCAAUGAACACUCCAGAAGGCAGUGGAGCCACAGAAGCAGAGUCCAGCCAGUGGACAUGUAAAGUAUGUUCAUCUGCUUUCCCGGAGCCUCAGCUGCUGACAGAGCAUUUGCUGAGUCACCUGGAGCAAGCUAAGGGUGCCCCCCAAACCAGCCAAAAUGAGGCUGUUGCAGAGAAAGCAGCGGAGGUUCUCCCUGUGGAUCAGCCAGUGAUUUGUGACGCAGCUAGUGCUGGUACAGACUCAAGGAGGAAGGCCAGGCGGGGAAGAAAGCCCAAAACAACUAAAGUAGAAACACCUGUUGUCAUUAUUGAAGAGAAAGAUUCUGAAGCGGAAAAUGUAGCUGAAAUUGUAACUGAGGUUCCACCAGAAGAGACAGCCCUGCCCUCAGAUGCAGAAGAGAGGAUUAUGGACCUGGUUUUAGGAAAGAUGCCUAGCACCACAAAUAGCAUCAGUUCAGUGACAAAGUUUGCUCAUCAAGCCGCCAUGUCCAUCAAAAGAAGUAUAAUUCUCUCCGGUAGACAUGGUAUACGGCGCAAGCUUAUAAAACAACUUGGGGAGCACAAGCGAGUCUAUCAAUGCAGUAUCUGCAGUAAGAUUUUCCAGAACAGCAGCAACCUCAGCAGGCACAUCCGUUCUCAUGGUGACAAACUAUUUAAAUGUGAGGAAUGUGCAAAGCUGUUCAGCCGUAAAGAGAGCUUGAAGCAGCACGUUUCAUACAAGCACAGCAGGAAUGAAGUUGACAGUGAGUACAGAUACAAGUGCACCACGUGUGAAAAGGCCUUCCGGAUAGAGAGUGCGUUGGAAUUCCACAACUGCAGGACAGAUGACAAGACAUUCCAGUGUGAGAUGUGUUUCAGAUUCUUUUCUACAAACAGUAAUCUGUCAAAACACAAGAAAAAGCAUGGGGAUAAGAAGUUUGCAUGUGAAAUCUGCAAUAAGAUGUUCUACCGGAAGGAUGUCAUGCUAGACCAUCAAAGACGACACUUGGAAGGGGUGAGACGUGUGAAAAGAGAAGACUUUGAGCACAGCACAGAAAACAUGGUUCGCUACAAGAAGGAGCCUUCGGGAUGCCCCGUGUGCGGGAAGGUGUUUUCAUGUAGGAGCAAUAUGAACAAACACCUUCUAACACAUGGAGACAAGAAAUAUACCUGUGAAAUCUGUGGACGGAAAUUUUUCAGGGUGGAUGUGUUGAGAGAUCAUAUUCAUGUCCAUUUUAAGGACAUAGCACUGAUGGAUGAUCACCAGAGGGAAGAGUUCAUUGGUAAAAUUGGAAUCUCAUCAGAGGAAAACGAUGACAACUCCGAUGAAAGUGCAGAUUCUGAACCUCACAAGUAUAGCUGCAAAAGGUGCCAGUUGACUUUUGGCAGAGGGAAGGAGUACCUGAAGCAUAUCAUGGACGUGCACAAGGAGAAAGGCUAUGGCUGUAGCAUUUGUAAUCGACGUUUUGCCUUGAAGGCUACUUAUCAUGCCCACAUGGUCAUUCAUCGGGAGAACCUGCCCGAUCCUAAUGUGCAAAAAUACAUCCAUCCAUGUGAAAUCUGUGGAAGGAUUUUUAACAGUAUAGGAAAUCUGGAAAGACAUAAGCUUAUACAUACAGGUGUAAAAAGUCAUGCUUGUGAGCAAUGUGGCAAAUCAUUUGCUAGAAAAGACAUGUUAAAAGAACAUAUGCGAGUCCAUGAUAAUAUCCGAGAAUACUUGUGUGCAGAAUGUGGCAAAGGAAUGAAGACAAAACAUGCACUUCGUCACCACAUGAAACUUCACAAAGGGAUUAAAGAAUAUGAAUGCAAGGAAUGUCACCGAAAAUUUGCACAGAAAGUGAACAUGCUGAAGCAUUACAAAAGACACACGGGAAUCAAAGAUUUCAUGUGUGAGCUCUGUGGCAAGACAUUUAGUGAGAGAAAUACAAUGGAAACUCAUAAGCUGAUUCAUACAGUAGGAAAACAGUGGACUUGCUCGGUCUGUGAUAAGAAGUAUGUCACGGAUUACAUGCUACAGAAGCACAUCCAGCUCACUCAUGAUAAGGUGGAAGCCCAGAGCUGUCAGCUGUGUGGGACAAAGGUUUCUACCAGAGCAUCCAUGAGUCGACACAUGAGGCGUAAACACCCAGAGAUUGUUUCAGUGAGGAUUGGUGAUUUAGAGCAGCUGCCAGAGACAACUACCAUUGAUGCCUCCUCAAUUGGGAUUGUUCAGCCGGAAUUAGCCUUGGAACAGGGAGAAUUGCCAGAAGGGAAGCAGCAUAUCAAAACUCCUAAACGCGGCCAGAAACGAAAACAAAAGUUAAGUGAGGAGGAGGAAGCUCAAGUGCCUGAGGACCCUGCCUUCAGUGAAUACACAGAGAAGGGAAGUGAAUUCACAGGGAAUGUUGGAGAUGAGACUAAUUCAGCUGUUCAGAGCAUCCAGCAGGUGGUGGUGACCCUUGGUGACCCAAAUGUCACCGCCCCUUCCAGUUCUGUCGGGCUGACAAAUAUCACUGUUACCCCCAUUACGACGCCAGCUGGAACCCAAUUCACAAACCUCCAGCCCAUGGCUGUGGGCCACCUGACUGCACCUGAUCGCCAGUUACAGCUGGACAACUCAAUUCUCACUGUGACGUUUGACACCGUCAGUGGUUCAGCCAUGCUGCACAACCGCCAAAAUGACAUUCACAUCCAGCCGCCGCCAGAGGCAGCCAAUCCUCAGUCUGUGGCCCAUUUUAUAAACCUGACCACCUUGGUGAACUCCAUUGCUCCUCUAGGAAACCAGAUAACGGAACAGCAUCCUCUGACAUGGAGGUCAGUGCCUCAGACUGAUGUCUUGCAGCCCCAGGCACAGCCAACGCAACAGCAGUCAGGACAGCAACAGGUUCAAACAGAGCAACAACAACAGAUGUACAGCUACUAAUUUAUACUUGGAAAAGUUUUGAAAUGGAGAGUACGUAGAGACAAAAACACAGAGAUGUCUGGAAAAUUUCUAAUAACAUUGUUUGCUGGAUACCAAACAGAGAUAGGAACAUGUUUAUACAAUUAAAUGUAAGCUAAAAUUGGCAUAGCACCCUGCAACACACUAACCUUGGGAUUCUUUCACUGUCUCUAGACCUUACACUGUCUUAAAAAAAAAAAAAAAAAAAAAAGAGAGAGAAAGAAAAAGGAAGAGGGAAAAAAAAAAUCUUGCCAUAAAUCUAGUACCCUCUUCCACUGUGUAUUUUGUGCAGUAAGAUUGAGAACUGACAGGAGCAUCAUAAUACAUCAUAACCAAAGCAGGGAAAUCCUAAAUAUGAUGGCACUGGUGAUUUAUGAAACCCCUUCAGCCGUACCAUGUCAUUUCUUUCCAUGGAAAUUACAUAUGAAGACCUUGUUCCCAGUGAGGUAGAGUGUACUGGUAGUCAGCUGGUAGAGACUGAAAUGUAAAGACACAAACUAGCAAAACAAUAAUUGUCAUGGUUUUUAUCUUCUUUAGGUCUUGUAUUUAACAACGUUGGUAAAGUAGGUGGAGGUUGGGGAUUUGGGGUGGGGAUGAGUGUGGUGUGGAAGAAAUACUGAUUUCAUGAAUUAUUUCCAUUCUAGUCAUGGGAAAAACUAUGUACCCAUAACACAGUGUUCGUGCUACUUGAGUCAGAAAGCCGGUUUAAUGCUAAAGCAACUUUUAUGGUCUUCUAGUCAAGUUUGGAUCAAACCAGUUAUGAACUGAAAAAAAGAAUGUGAUACGGUUUUAUGUAAUUUUUCAAAACUGCUCUUUCAAUCUUGCUUUUAACUAAUAGGUCUGAAGAGCAAUCAGUCCCCUUUGAUCAAGUUCAGGAUGUGAAUUUUUUUCAAUUAGUUUCUUUCAUCGUGUAAUAAAUAUUUGAGAAAGCAUUCUUUUUAUAUAUAUACACACACACACAUAUAUAUAUAUAUAUAGCCCUUGUACUUUACUGUGUAUUCCUGGUGAAUAUUUGUGUGGAAAACACUGUUACCAAUAUGAUACAUUAAUUUUUACAUCCUCAUGUUGCCCUUUCUCACAGAAAUAAUGUAUGGGUUCUCUUCCAAAACUAUAUCUAAAUUUAUAGCCACACACGAGACAGUGUGAAACAUAAGAAAAAAGAAUGUCUGAAGCAUAUGCUGCCACAUGGAGGCAGUAUGCCCUAGUGUAUAAUAGGCAAGGUUUGUGUGACUGUUGGGGAUAUAAAUAGUGGGUUGGGUCAAAUACAUAAUUGCUGAUACUACACUUUCAGUCCAUUCUCCAUCCAUUGAUGUGCAUUCUGGACUUUUGCAUGUCAAAAACAUAGUAUCUGUCCCACCGAGAAAAAGCAGCUGAUAUCAAAAAGGAAUGAACAAAAAAAGUUGCUGCAUGUAAUCCUGGAAGGCAAAUCUGUCCUUCCAGCUAUGGCUGAAGAACAAGGUCCUUUGGGUCAGCAGACUGAGCCACAGAACCGUGCUAAAGGUUUUUGCUGAGGAUAAAGCAGCUGCUGUGUCUGACAGUGAAGAUAGAUUGAUGGUUGUAAAAAUCCUGUCUGUGCCUAUCGUAUUUAUGAAAAUGUUUGAUGUAUUAGCAAAAAUAUGAAUAGGAAUGACUUCAGCUUUGAAAGUCUGUAUUAACAUGGACUACAUAACCCCUAAAGGAUGCCUUAUAAUCUCUACAACAAAAUCUUCCAAAGUAUAAAUGUCUGAAUAUUAAAGUUAACCUCCAGUGGUUUUCUUGGUGCUGUAGCAGUGUCCUGAGACUCACUGUGCUAGUUUUGUGUAAACCUUAGUUGCAACAGGACAUGAAUGAGAAAGAGGUUUCUGGUGACAGAUAUUAUGCAUCAGAGGAGCAGAACUACUUUUCAGUAAAUGUCAAACAAGCCUAUAAAAUGUCUGCAUGGGAAGGACCUGUAUUUGAUGGGACGAGGAUGCAUAUCAGAAAGAGAAAAUAUCUUUUACUGGUGUGGGAAAGAGAGUUUUUCGUUCCCAAGCUCCUUCUGUCUUCCUUUUCACACAAUACCAUGAGAUUCUGUAAUUUUAUUAGCCUCCCAAUAUCCUGAGAAGUACAAUUUUAUGCUCCUCUAUCACCUGGAUUAUUUCACUAUUCUCUUGUGCCAGUGAAGUUUCUCCUCAGCUUUUCUGUCCACAAAUGCUUCCCUUUCACACCCACUGACCAAGAAAAAUCUAGGUUUUACUUAUGAAAUAAGUUGUUUAUGUACUUGAAACUUAUGGUCUUUUCUUCCCGUAUUUGGUGCCUAAUUGGUAAAGGCAUGUUAUAUUUUGGCAGGGUACUUCAGAGGUGGGGGGAGGAAAAAACAACAAAAAAAAACGAAGGAAAGCAAGUGCAGAGGUCCUAGGUUAAGUUGUUAUGAUAAAUAAUAGAUGGCUAAUAUCUAAAAAAAUACAUAUAUAUAUAUAUGCGCAUGGAGGGUUAAAGUGCUGCAUAUGGAGCUUUUAGAAUGUCAGGGUUUUGUUUAGACAUACAUAAAUGGUGAUUAAGCUUUUAAAUGGGGAAUGAGGUUUUUUGCCUUAGCUGCAGAGUGAGUACAUCUGCUCUACAUUAAUACUAGUGAUAGUAGCAUUCACAAUGCAUUGAAUCAACCUGAGUCAUUGUAACAUGUAAUUGCCUAUUGGAUAAGAAUUGCACAUAGAGGUAAUCAGCCAUUACAGAGACCUCUCUGACUUUACAAAACCUCUUUGUCCUAAUGUGAUCCUCUGGUAUUCUGUACUCCGGCGCUGCUGAGCACCCCUCCCACACUAACUGGCCCACGUAAUCCCAUCCAGGCAAGUUAGCAUCUUAGUUUUCUAUUCAUGAGUAAUUCUAGCUGAUUUAAAAAGGAAUGAUCACACAACAAAUGUUUGCACGUUGGUGGUCACAUAUCUCAGUCUCUCAGUAUCCCCCAAAUCACAGAACAGCCCAGGUUGGAAGGGACCUUGAAAGAUCAUCUGGUCCAGCCCUUUUCUGGAAGGGUAGCCUAGAUGAAAUUAUCAAGCAACCUGUACAAUUGCAUCUUUAAAACCUCCAGUGACAGGGGUGCUACCAUAUCCCAGUGGAUGAUUGUUCUUACUGUAAAAAUUAGGUUAAAUAAUAUUCUGCUUCAGGAGGGAAAAAUGUAACCACUGGAAGGGCUUUGACUAGGCCAGGCAGUAGGAAGUUGUCUAAGAGCAAACCUGCCUAGAGCACUCCUUUUAGAAAUGAUCCUGACUGUCCCUGCAACCAUCGCUAUGCUAUCUCAUAAUCUCUCUGUGUGACUUUGUUAUUACUACUGUUCUUAACAUCCCUAUGAGAACACAACUGUAUCUUGGGUGUGCUGCAACAUGAAACAUUUCAAAACAAAUGAUUUUGUUUCAAACAAAUGAUUUUGUUUGGAGACAUUGGACAUUGAUGUCUUUUCAGACAGAGCUUACCUUGGACAAAUAGUGACUGCCAGCUGCUCUCCCAAUUAAGCCUUUUUUAGAUGGAUACCAAAGUUAUACUGAUGCUGUUUCAAACUGCACAAGAAAUAAAACUACAUAAGGGAUGUGCAAUCUAAAUUUCCUUUGCCAAUUUGUUACGAGCCUUUUAAGCUGUAGGAUGUGAAGGUUAUUAUUUUCAGCCGUGUGGUAGAGAUUUUGCAUAACAACUGUUCAGUAACAAACUGGAAUGACUUUGAGCCAAAGGAGUGAUGUUGUGUAGUGUUCUGUGUAUUGUCAUUGUUUAUUGCUAAGACUAUUAUUUAAUUGAAUGCUGUCUAUGGCACACGGGCUCUGAAGUAAAAGAGCAUCAAGGUACAGAACCCUUUCUCUACCCGUGUUAUUAUUUUCUGUUCCUUAAUUAAUGCAUCAAACAUUUUUUUCUUCAGAUCACAUAGACUUGCUUCAAAGUAAGCUUAAUCGUUAUCUCACAGAACUUUGUACAUCCUGCAAUAUAUAUAAACAUGGAGUAGCAUUCUAAAAUACUUAUUCUAUAGCUUGUUACUGGGUAAUAACAGAAAGCAGAGGAGAUUGAAUCUUUCUUGGCUUAUGGUCUGUGGUGAGUUCUCUCAGGAAAACCUACUGUAUCAAGUGCUAUUACACUCUCUAAAAUUAAAAUAUUCUUUUUAGAUGUGUCGGUAUAAAAA
Messenger RNA from Columba livia (rock pigeon), 11700 nucleotides. RefSeq names its product PR/SET domain 15 (gene PRDM15). Gene Ontology annotation, molecular function: protein binding. The transcript has 25 exons. NCBI's taxonomy places the organism in Eukaryota, Metazoa, Chordata, Aves, Columbiformes, Columbidae. The record is from RefSeq and is a predicted model, not a curated record. Bases 4026 to 7562 code for a protein of 1178 amino acids.